Messenger RNA from Drosophila montana, 733 nucleotides. RefSeq names its product prefoldin 6 (gene Pfdn6). The transcript is spliced from 5 exons. Gene Ontology annotation, molecular function: protein-folding chaperone binding. Gene Ontology annotation, cellular component: prefoldin complex; cytoplasm. The record is from RefSeq and is a predicted model, not a curated record. Gene Ontology annotation, biological process: protein folding; chaperone-mediated protein complex assembly. NCBI's taxonomy places the organism in Eukaryota, Metazoa, Arthropoda, Insecta, Diptera, Drosophilidae. Bases 262 to 639 code for a protein of 125 amino acids.
UCAGCUGUUUUGUAGUGUUGCAUUCUAUGUGUGGCAACGCCAAAUUUUAACAGAAAAGCGUGCACUGUUCGUUUGCAGCUCUGAGUAGUCUUUCCUAAUUUUUUUUAUUAAAUUCUUUCAAGAAAGAGAAAUUUGCAGGCAAUUUCAACUAACAACACGCGGCAAUAACUUGCAGCUUGCAGCCCACAGACAACUACGCAUACCGGCAACUGUUUUUAAACUUUAAGAAUUCUAAUAAAUCCCGCAUAGAAAACCAACAAAAUGGAUAAAAACAGUGCAGCGUUGUAUAAAAAAAUGCAAACAGAGGUUGAGUCAUAUCAAAACCUACAAAAAUCUUGUGUUAAAAUAGUUAAACAGCGGGCACUCUUAGAGAGCCAGUUGAAUGAGAAUAAGUGUGUGCUGGAUGAACUAAAUUUGCUCGGGCCUGACAAUAAAGUGUACAAGUUGUUUGGUCCAGUGCUGGUGAAACAAGAGCUGGAGGACUCGCGGCAAAACGUUGGCAAACGCAUUGAGUACAUCUCGAAGGAACUAAAAAGUUCCACUGAUACACUGGAAAAUAUGGAAAAGGAUAUGCUGAAACAUCGCGAAGCUGUAUCUAAGUACCAGCAGCAAUGGCAGGUCGCAGCAGCCAUGAAGUGAUCCAAUCUGCCUAAUGAUUAUUUAUUACUGUUUGUCAUUUUUAAUAAACAUCCGAAUUGACUUGAAAUCAAAUAUAAACACCUAAAACACCAAA